Messenger RNA from Synchiropus splendidus (mandarinfish), 1053 nucleotides. RefSeq names its product brorin. Gene Ontology annotation, molecular function: protein binding. Gene Ontology annotation, biological process: negative regulation of BMP signaling pathway. The record is from RefSeq and is a predicted model, not a curated record. Lineage: Eukaryota; Metazoa; Chordata; Actinopteri; Syngnathiformes; Callionymidae. The transcript has 3 exons. The coding region runs from base 3 to 713 and encodes 236 amino acids. Gene Ontology annotation, cellular component: AMPA glutamate receptor complex.
CUAUGGCUCACGCCGGCCUCUCGCCAUCAUAUUUGCUCCUCACCCUCCUCCUGCUACUUCCUGUCAGCACUGACCUCUCAGAGAGUAAACUGGAUUAUGCUUUGUGGGACUACCGUGGGAAAGUAUGCCUGGACGACCGUGGGUUCGUAUAUGACAUCGGACAGGUUUUCUUCCUCAGCCACUCAGCCUGCCCAUGCACAUGCACCCUGCACGGACCCGUGUGCGUGAAACCCAGAUGUCCACGAGUCCACCCACGAUGCACGCGCAUUCGGUACAAGAGAUGCUGUCCUGUGUGUGAAUCAAUGGCUAGGAAGUGUGUGUAUGGAGGCAGGACAUACUGGGUGCUGGAGGAGUUCACGUUGUCCCGCUGUGAGCGAUGUCGCUGCGAGGCCAACCGAGAGGUCUCUUGCACCGUCUCCCACUGUCCAACCCCCCACUGUGUUGACCCAACCUAUGAGGUGCAUCACUGCUGCCCUAUCUGCAAAGCUGGUCCAAAUUGCUUUGCUGGCAGCCGGGUCAUACCAGCAGGUGAGCCGGUGAACAUUGACCAGUCAACCGUGUGCUACUGCACCCACUUGGAUGGGACAUGGCGGACACACCCGUAUGCCAUCUGCGAGAAGCUGCCGUCACCCACGGAGGCACCUGAGGCACAAACUGUGCGACCAGGUGGCAGGGAGAAUGGCUUUGUACCAAAACUCAGCAUGAUACCAUGAAGCCCUAUUUUACUUUCAUUUAGAAAAAUUAACUAAAAAAAAAAAAAAAUCUUUGAUGUAAUGUAUCUAAAAAAGACUUGUUGGCUUUUCCUUUCAGCAUUUAAUACUUCUAUUAAAGUUAAAGUUAAGUAAAGUUAUAGUAUAAGAAGGAAAAUGGGAACCACAGCAGCUGAAAUGUAGCAAGGCACAAUAAAAUGUGAUUUGUGAAGUAUUGUCAAUAAAAACUGACGUGAAAACUAUUUAACCAUCCACUGAAUUUUAUUGCGCAAAACACCCGGAACCAGCUACUAACAAAUGAAUACUUCAUUGUGUAAAUGCAGCACUCUAUGCUGUCUCUUCA